UUGCUUUACAAGCGAGAGAACUGGUCAUUUCGAGGGCGUGGGGGAGGAGACUUGGCGAUCUUGAGGGGUCAAAAUGCUAACACUCAACCUGUGCUUUUCUGGCUUUUAGUAUACGUCUAUUCUGUUUCUGGUCUUCUAGACAGAGUCCGAGAAGAAAUAGCACCAUAUAUUAACAUUUCCCAGACAGAUUCUACUCCGGAAAUCGUGUCGAUGAACCUUUCAGCCUUGUCACACAACUGUUCGCUUUUAAAGGCGUGCGUUUUCGAAACUUACCGCAUGGCCAACGAAGCAACAUCC
Cladophialophora psammophila CBS 110553 is the source of this 297-nucleotide messenger RNA. RefSeq lists its product as uncharacterized. The annotation marks the transcript as partial. Lineage: Eukaryota; Fungi; Ascomycota; Eurotiomycetes; Chaetothyriales; Herpotrichiellaceae. The record is from RefSeq and is a predicted model, not a curated record. Gene Ontology annotation, molecular function: monooxygenase activity; iron ion binding; heme binding. The transcript has a single exon.